CACUGCUCCUGCGCUCGAUGCCAGCGCCGAUCAGCUGCGCUCCUAUUUGUCCAGCCACCCGCUCACGUGCACGCUCCCCACACACUCCGCCAGGCUGGGUGUGAGGAACGGAAUGGAAUGGAACCUCAGAAGGAUGGAGAGCGAACUGAGACAGAUCAAUCCGGACCUGCUGCAGCCCAGCAAGAGCUUUAAGAAACCCUCCUCUGGCACCAUCACCAUCAACGUGGGGGGGUACCUGUACGCAGCCCAGAGGCACACCCUUGCCAAACACCCUGGCUCCCUGCUGGAAGAAAUGGUGACUGGGAAGAAGCCAGUGCUGCACGUGGACUCAAUGGGUAACACCUUCAUUGACCGGGACGGCCCCAUCUUCCGGCACAUAUUGAACUUCUUGCGCUUGGGUGAGUUAGUGCUUCCCGAAGACUUCAAGGAAACCGAACUGCUCCGCAGAGAAGCCAACUUCUACCGCUUGAGCGAACUAGCCCAAGCCCUUCAGGACUGGGAGCAGCAGCAGGCCACGCAACGCGAACCCGCCUUUCUGGAGGUGACGGACAGCCACGAGCGCUCGCAGGGUCUCAGAGUCUACUGCAGUGACAACACCUUCAUCGAGAAGGUCAAGAACCGGCUGGUGCAGAUCUCCAAGAGUCGUCUGGACGGCUUUCCGGAGGAGUUCGAAGUGUCAUCUAACAUCAUCCAGUUUCGGCAUUUCAUCAAGUCGGAGCAGGGCUCGCGGCUUGUGCUGAAGCAGGACAGCACGUUUUUGUGUACUCUAGAGUGUCUGAAGCUGGAGACGGUGAUGCUGGCUCUCAAGGGAGGCUUUCGUCUGAUCACCAGCCUGGACAGCAGUCGAGGAUCAGUGGUCCAGUGCGAGGCUCUGCAUUUUGUCAAGUGACCCCACUAGAGGAACUGUCACCACUAAACACAUGACCCGCUGAAUACCAUCUCGCGUCAACCAACACCAGCGUCCUCUACCGAAAACCUGUUCUGGAUUACUCUGCUAACCUGCUUCUACGUGACACACUCCAAUGGACAAAGAGAGAAAGGAGAGAGACUGCAUUGUACUGUGGGGCUUUGUUUGGUUUGUGUAUGUAGUUGUCAUCUGUUUACAUCUGUCUUUACAGGAAGAUUGACGGUUUGCACUUGAUAUGAUUGCAAAGUACUGUGAAAUCUAAAGGCUGAGUGUGAUGGUCUUUACAUUUGUGAGCAAGUUUUGUGAUUCCUGGUAAUGUGAACACAUGUAGUGAACAACAGGUUGUAAUCUUUUGAGUUUGUGAAUGUUCUCGCACAAUAAAGCCACAUUGUAAUUAUUCGAAACACUGUUGACGAUCUACACUGAGAAAUCUGUCUGUGUACUGUGGAGUGUAUGCUGAGAAAUGACAGUGGGCUGUAUAAAUAGAGCUACAUUUAUUUAUUUAUUAAUUUUUUUAUUAUGAGCCGUGAGGUCUGCUUGUAAGAGCGAUACUGUGUCCUAAAUUGAAUGUUUGCAGUAUUAUGCAGCGAAAUGUGACCUAAAAAUUAA
Molecule: messenger RNA, 1516 nt
Organism: Danio aesculapii
Lineage: Eukaryota; Metazoa; Chordata; Actinopteri; Cypriniformes; Danionidae
Gene: kctd4
Product: potassium channel tetramerization domain containing 4
Exons: 1
Coding region: 113-889 (258 amino acids)
Biological process (GO): protein homooligomerization
Molecular function (GO): protein binding
Source: RefSeq, a predicted model, not a curated record